AUGUCCAUCCAAGCUGGACACGAUGAUGCAAAAAACAACAACGACAUCGCCACGCAAUUCGUAAAAUAUCAAAUGGAAUUAGAUCGUAAAAAUGAUAAACAUGAACGUUUAGUUAAAAGUAGCCGCGAUAUUACUAUUGCUAGUAAAAGAUGUAUAUUCUUAUUACAUCGAGCUCUUAACGACUCUAGUAAACAGGAAGAGGUAUUACUAGAGGCUAAAAACAAACUAGAUGAAAUACAGAUCAAGCAAUGGAGUAAAAUUGUCGCCAAGGUCGAUAACGAUGAUCGAUACUUGUAUGCUAGGGCUUACUGGCCUGGUUUAGAAGAAUUUGUCGAAGCAAUGACGUAUUACUAUUAUUUAAAAGAAAGUAAACUGAUUUCAUUGAGCCAAUUUAUUGAUCUUGCUCCAUUACCUGGUAAACUAUUAACAGCAUACGAUUUUGCAGCAGGUAUCGCUGAUUUAUCUGGUGAAUUGAUGAGAUUAUGCAUCAAUGCCAGUGGAAGUGGUGGAGAAAGUCGAUGCUAUCGAAUUUGUGUCUUUAUUCGCGUCAUAUACAAAAGAUUUGUUGGGCUCUCCAAGAAAAUAAAGGGAUUGACUAAGAAAUGCCAUCAAGUACAACAAAACUUGGCUAAAAUUGAAAAUACUUGCUAUGAGUUAAAAUUAAGAAAAGCAGAAGUACUCCCUUCUGCGUAA
Trichoplax adhaerens is the source of this 693-nucleotide messenger RNA. RefSeq lists its product as uncharacterized. Gene Ontology annotation, molecular function: RNA endonuclease activity; sequence-specific DNA binding; RNA binding. Gene Ontology annotation, cellular component: cytoplasm; nucleus. The coding region runs from base 1 to 693 and encodes 230 amino acids. The record is from RefSeq and is a predicted model, not a curated record. Lineage: Eukaryota; Metazoa; Placozoa; Uniplacotomia; Trichoplacea; Trichoplacidae. The transcript is spliced from 2 exons.